Molecule: messenger RNA, 540 nt
Organism: Sphaerulina musiva SO2202
Lineage: Eukaryota; Fungi; Ascomycota; Dothideomycetes; Mycosphaerellales; Mycosphaerellaceae
Exons: 3
Coding region: 1-540 (179 amino acids)
Source: RefSeq, a predicted model, not a curated record
AUGGAUCAACAGCGACUCCGACAAGCAUUCUCGCCCGAAACGGCGGCCAGCAAGAUGACUUUACCAGUCCCGAAACUGGAGCUCGAUUUCCGAAUUUCCGUCGCUCUCAACCCCAUCAUCCCCGUCGGCGAAGGGCCCUGGGGCAAAAGGAACUGGAUCAGCUUCUCGGGGGGACAAUGGGCUGCCAGUUGGGGUCGUGGCACUGUCGAGCCCGGAGGUCAAGACUCCCAACUCGUCCUCCCAGACACCUUACAAACAUACGUCACCACCAACUAUCUCCUCAAGACGGCCGACGCCGAACCCGCGUACAUCACCAUCUCGACGACCGGUUGGCGGACCGGACCCAAGGAAGUUUUGGAGAAAUUGUUUGACCCGGAGUUGGCGAAUGAGGCGAAACCGUCGGAUUAUGUGUUUCGCUUGAGUAUUAAAUUGGAGACGGGCGAUGAGCGGUAUAAGGAUAAGGUCAAUACCGGGUUGUGGGUGGGGAGUGGGGCGAGGAGGGGGAGUGAAGUGAUUUACGAUGCGUAUCGUGUAUUGUAA